AAUCGUUAGAGGUUGUUUUCAAGUGCAAAGCUACCAAAACGGGUUAUACAUUUAAAAUUCAAAGAAAAUUAGCAGCUAUGUUCAGAAGCGCAAUAGCUUAGAGACAGUACAUGAUUGGUUGAAAUGUUAUUUUAAAUGUGUUGUAGGAUAUAGCCUUGCAAAACGUGCGUUAUGCAAGCUGCACUUAUUCACGAAAAAGCGUCUGCACGUGCACUUUCAUUGAAGCUGAGACACGAUUUACACAAUUCUACCCUUACUCGGGAGCUAUACAACUUCUGUAAACUAGUAGUUGAGUCAAUGGAUAUGAGAAAAAACUAUUAUCAACGAGAGUGUAAAUUAAUGCUUUCACAUGUAAAAGUCUGACCAUGCUUGAGCUUACCAUAAGAGUUGUUAAGUCGAGUUUAUCAGUAUAUUGUGUAAGGAAAUCAGUGAUUGCUCAUGACGUGGUUACAUAUAGAUCACUGUUAUGUUUUCUCAUAAUAAUAAUUUACUGUAAUGUUUUCAUUGAAAUAGAACUCAUUAUCAUGUUAUUUACAAUUAUGUUGUCAUUCAGUACCAAAUAUUUUUGCCGAGCUAAUCUGCAGUAAAUUUAUUUAAAAAGAAUGUACCACAACUAUUGUACAAUUUACAAGUGUAUAAUUGUAGCCUAGGAUCAUAGAUUGCCAAAAAAACGUAGCUUCUUUAUAACUGGAAGUGAUUCGCAUAUCGUUAUUGGUUAAUUAACCCAUCAUGACAAGCGGCAACUGAAACAGGCAUAACUUGUACUGGUCCCUCCUCCUUAGACUAAUGGAUAAAGUCCCGGCUCUCUAACCUAACAGAAAUCACAGGUUCAAAUCCCAGGGAAGGCCAAUCAAGCAUAGACAGAAAUAAACAGUGUACUUCGAAGCCAGAAUAGCUAAGCCGAUGCUAAAAAAUCUUAUACUGAUAAACAAAACGAUCAUUCGUUAGACGAUUCGAGGAAGAAAUCGACCUCGACAGAGGCCUUGCUUCGACUAAGACAAUCGAUCAGAAAGUUAUAACAGUCAUGACAUGGUUAGGGUUAGAUUUAGUUGUCAAUGCGAGUGUUUUGCUCAAGAGGUUACAUUUUUACAGCACAACGAGUACAGCAAAUAAAAUAAGUAUGAGAUUGCUUUCUAAUUCCGCGAUUUCUUCUAGAUUAAAAGGGAAAGUUGCUGUUGUUACCGCAUCAACUGAUGGAAUAGGUUUUGCGAUCGCUAAGCGACUUGGUGCAGAAGGAGCUAAUGUGGUUGUCAGUAGCCGAAAGGAGAAAAAUGUAUCAGAAGCAGUCAAGAAACUGAAGGAUGCAGGCUAUAAUGUUGCUGGAACGGUGUGCCAUGUUGCUAAGGCAGAUGACAGGAGGAGGUUACUUGAUACUGCUGUUGAACACUAUGGAGGCAUUGAUAUCUUGGUGUCCAAUGCAGCAGUCAAUCCCACCGUUGGACCAGUUUUAGAUUGUGCUGAAGAAGCAUGGGACAAAAUAUUUGAAGUUAAUGUAAAAUCAGCGUUUAUGUUGUCAAAAGAAGUGUUACCUUAUUUGAAGAAGCGGAAUGGAGGCUCAAUUGUUUAUAUUUCCUCCAUUGCUGGCUUUCAUCCAUUAAAUAUGCUCGGAGCUUACUCAGUUAGCAAGACAGCAUUGCUGGGUCUGACAAAGGCUGCUGCUGCAGACUUAGCAGGAGAUAACAUCAGGGUCAAUUGUCUAGCUCCAGGAAUAGUAGAAACCCGUUUCUCCAGUGCUCUGCACGAGACUGAAACAGCCAAAGAGAUAGCAUUGUCAAUGAUUCCUAUGAAGAGGUUAGCACAACCGGAUGAGAUGGCUGCAGUUGUAGCAUUUCUAUGUUCAAAUGAUGCAUCGUACAUAACGGGAGAAACCUUCAUUGCUGCAGGAGGCAUGUCUUCUCGUCUAUAGACCUGGCAGUAGUUAUAUACAAGUCUUCAUUCAAUUAAAUAUUACUAAUUUUUGUGGAAAAAUAUCGAGAUAUUAUGUCUUCAAAUAAUAUUAAGUACAUUUUUAGGUAAAAUAAUUUAUAAGAUUAAUAUGUAUAAUUUAGAACUUUUGAAAUCUAAAAUCUUCAGUAAUUCGUAUGCUAUAUAAAUUAAUUUCAUUUUAUAUGCAUCCUGAUAUUAGUACAGCACAAGGGAAUGAAGUUUUAAUUACAAGAUUGAUAUAAUUACUAAGGUGUAUUAAUUAGGUGAAUGUAUUUUGUACCUCAGUUUUAUUCAUUGUAUAAUAUAGUGUUACAUUUCAUUAAAGCAAUAGAAUACGGUUUUGUUUAACUUUUAUUUAACUGGUGAGGAGAACAUCAUCUUAAAAAUGCAUCACAGAGUUUACUGUGUCUGUUAACAAACACAUACAAUCAUUUACGAUAAGCAUGUAUACUUUAUCAUCAUCUCAACUGAUGGUCCUUUAACACAUUUGCUGUGGGUGACAAUUGUUGUCAUGCAAUACUGGCAUGCCAUACAGAUGAAAAUGAUAGCAGACAUCUGCUCGCUUGGCCACCAUUGCUUCAGUGUGAGCCUAGCAGUUGCCGUGUUGUGCUGUUUGCCGCGUGAUGUGCCUGCUUCAUACAUUGUUUAUUCGCAAUCCGUUCGUAGUUCGCAAUUUUCGUUCGCUGGCUGUGCUGCAUUGUUUAUUGUGUGUAGUGUAUGGUGUAAGGUGAUUGUGUAUAUGUGUUUAUUAUUGUAUUUAGGCAAUAUGGAGUACGACAAUGAACUAGUGGAAGACUGUAUGAGUGAACAGGAUGAUUCUGAUUCAAGUUCAGAGAGUUCUGCUGAUGUGAGUUCAGUCCAUGUUUAUGGACAGUUUUCAGUUUUUUUUCACUAUUUGUGCAAUUUACAAUGUCUUCCGUGAGUGACAGUGCCAUUCGGGAGUAAUAGACCCGCUUACUAUCCUGUGGUACUAAGUGGGGACCGGCACCAGGGGCAGCUGACAAUUGUCACAGUUAUGAUGUCACCAAAUCUGACAGUGGGGUUACUUGGACAACCUUUUUGGCUACUAAGUUAAAAAAACAAAAUAUUUUCCCGCACUUACCGUAACCAGACAAAUUUUGUUCAACAGCGAAUGUGUUAAGAUGGUCCUACCAGUGAGAUAUGUGAAAAGUAGAAUUAAAGUAGUAAAUUUUGUUUAACUCUGCUGGAGAGUAGUUAUUAAAUUCUAACAUUUAAUAACUCUAACAUUUAAGUUUCAUCAGAAACUUAAGAAAAAAAGCCAAGGAUUAAAUGUAUGCUGAGCCAUUCAUGUAAGAUUUUGUUAAUGCUCUGUAGAACUUUACCAUACAUAAUUAUACUGGUUCUACUUUAAAAUGUGUAGUAUGUAACCUACUCAACUUUUUACUGCUUCGUUAAUUAUUAAAUAUUUCUUUGUAAAUGGUUAUGUUGUUAUAAUUUUUACUUUGUUAUAAAUAUAUAUAUUCUUAAUA
Homalodisca vitripennis (glassy-winged sharpshooter) is the source of this 3416-nucleotide messenger RNA. It is a transcript of the gene Dhrs4, whose product is annotated as dehydrogenase/reductase SDR family member 4. Bases 1025 to 1906 code for a protein of 293 amino acids. Lineage: Eukaryota; Metazoa; Arthropoda; Insecta; Hemiptera; Cicadellidae. Gene Ontology annotation, molecular function: carbonyl reductase (NADPH) activity. The record is from RefSeq and is a predicted model, not a curated record. The transcript has 7 exons.